Messenger RNA from Drepanopeziza brunnea f. sp. 'multigermtubi' MB_m1, 1008 nucleotides. RefSeq lists its product as uncharacterized. The record is from RefSeq and is a predicted model, not a curated record. Gene Ontology annotation, biological process: chorismate biosynthetic process; shikimate metabolic process. NCBI's taxonomy places the organism in Eukaryota, Fungi, Ascomycota, Leotiomycetes, Helotiales, Drepanopezizaceae. Gene Ontology annotation, molecular function: shikimate 3-dehydrogenase (NADP+) activity.
AUGUCUCAACACUUAGGAAACCAUGAGCCUCCUCCAGACACGGACCCGUACACACCUCCCCCAGCACCUUCAAUAUCACAUCUCGACAGGGUCGCUUACCUCUUCGGCUAUCCUAUCGCCCACUCCCUUUCUCCUCUUUUACACUCCACGGUCUAUUCGGGUCUCAACCUCAACUACGAGUAUAUACUUUACGAGUCCAAGUCUAUAGAAUCAUGUCUCGCCUUAACCACGCACCCUAAAUUCUACGGCGCCGCCGUCACCAUGCCCCACAAGGUAGCCAUAAUCCCGUUUCUGGACGUCCUCACCCCCGAAGCCGAAGCAAUCGGCGCCGUGAACACCAUCUUCCUGAGCACCGCGCCGCCGGGUAUCCACGGGCGCCGGCUCCUCUGCGGCACCAACACCGACUGCAUCGGCAUCCGGGAAGCCAUCCUGCAGAACACCUCGCCGUCUGUCUCCUCCGCCAUGCGGGGCCAGCCGGGUAUGGUCGUCGGCGGCGGGGGCACGUGUCGCGCGGCCGUCUACGCCCUGAAGCACUUCCUCGGCUGCAGCGACGUCUACCUCGUCAACCGCGACCCGGUCGAGAUCCGGGACGUGAUCGACUACUGCACCGCCAAGGGUUUCGGCUCGGGUCUCAGGGAGGUCGCCUCCGUGGCCGAAGCUCGUGCCCUGCCCGGCCCGCGCGUCGUCGUCUCGGCGAUACCGGAUUUGGCGCCCCGGAGCGAGGCCGAGCUGAGGACGAGGGCCGUGGUGGAGGUCAUGCUGGGGAAGCAGCUGGCGGGCGGGAAGGGGUGCUUGCUGGACAUGUGCUACCAUCCGAAUCCCGAUACGGCGAUUAGUAGGCUGGCGGGAGAGAGCGGGUGGCGUGUUAUCGGGGGCGUGGAGGCCAUGAUUUGGCAAGGGCUGGAGCAGGAUAAGAUUUGGUUGAGGAGGAGGGUUAGUACGUUGCCUGUUGAGGAGGUUGAGAGGGUCUUUGCGAGUAAGGAGCCGAAGGAGAAGGCGAGGCUUUGA